CUGUUGGGUGGUCCGAUGAACCGAGACGUCUUUAGCAUCUUAUGGUUACAUUUGGCCUUUCGGUGAUUUGUUUUAAUCAAUGAAUGAGGUUUCGUAUUAUAUUAGAUUAACUGAGUGGUUCGUAAGAUGCAAAGUUAAGGGAAAAAAACGAACCAGUGAGAGUAUUUUUAACUACGCGACUUGCCGUAGAUUGUCUGCCAUUAUUGACAUCAUUACAACAUCCUCCUGUCCUGUUUGUAGCAAACACUUCGCUAGCUGGGUACUGCUACUAUGUUCCUGUGCGCAGUGCCCACAAACUACGUCUGGGGGUAGGGUUUCCAUGAUAAAAAACCUAUUUUGUAUUUUAAAAUAGAGUUAUACGUUGUAGAGAAUAGACCGCGCCCAUUCGUAGAGGUAAACAAAGUGGUAUUGAGACAGUAGCCAUCAUCAUCCUACUCGUGUCGUCGCCUGUAAAUGGAAAUAACUAUCGUUUCACAAUGAACUGCCGCUCGGAAGUUCUUGAGGUAACAGUGGAGGCGAGACAGGUGGAAGAAGCUAUGCUGUCUUUGCUGCACACCAUUUUACUGCACCGCAGCACCGGGAAAUUUCACUACAAAAAGGAGGGCACCUACUCCAUCGGUACAGUGGGCACACUCGACAUCGACUGCGACUUCAUAGAUUUCACCUUUGUCAGGGUGUCCUCAGAGGAGCUGGACAGGGUGAUCAGGAAAGCGGUGUCUGAAUUCAAGGAUGCUUUGAACAAUUCUGGCAGCGAUGGCAUGGGACAAAUCUCUCUGGAGUUCUACCAGAAGAAGAAGUCUCGUUGGCCUUUUUCUGACGAGUGUAUUCCCUGGGAGGUGUGGAGCAUCAAGGUCAACGUGGUCAACCUUGCCAAUGAGCAGGAGAGACAGAUCUGCAGGGAGAAAGUCGGUGAGAAGCUGGGUGAGAAGGUGAUCAACGUUGUUGAGGUCAUAAAUCGCCACGAAUACUUACCAAAGAUGCCCACCCAGUCUGAAGUGGACAAUGUUUUUGACACCAGUCUCAAAGAUGUCCAGCCAUACCUUUACAAAAUCACAUACCAGAUCACUGACUCUCUGGGCACCUCUGUAAGCACCACCAUGAGAAGGCUGAUUAAAGACACCCUGGCCCUGUGAGGAAGUUCCAACACAGAGAGAAGAAAAAUAUGGAUGAUUGUUUUUUUUAUCCAACUAUAUCUGAAGUCUUGCCUGACAUUUCUUUUUAAGCUAAAAAAUAUGGUUUGUCAGCUGUACUCCUGCUGUAAUGAAGCAGUGUCAGUGUAAUCACUUUUCUGACAUCUCUGCUGUGGCUCUGAUAUUGCUUGUAUCUCAAGAUUCUUGAUUAUGUAAUGUCUGUUUCAAAGAUAUUUUGGUUUUGCAAACUUUUUCUUUCCAAAUUGUCUUUACCUUCCACCAUCUAGAAAUGCAACUUCAACACAUUAGUGACUAUGUACCAGUUAAAUUCUUUAAAAAUGUGUGUUGAUAGUGUCAAAUCUGUAAAUUAUUGUAAAUUUUUUGACAAUAAAUGUUGUUCAUUGUAACUGAUGUAAUUACAAUCAACCUCUUUCCCUCUUUACCUCUUUCAAACGAGAGACUUGACUGUAUAAGAUAAAAUCUGUUUUUUUUUUUGUGUGUGUGCGCAAAAGAAAUGGAUGAGUUUGGAAACAGAUUUCCUCAUCUAUGUGAAAACUUCCUCUCUGCGCACAAUUUCAUGGAGAGUGUGACCUUACACAUGGGGAGGACAGGAUUUCCAGUUUGCCAUUUUUCCAAAUUAAAGCAAGCACUUCCUAAGUUCACUCCCGAGUUUCCAGCCAGAAAUUGUCACAGUGGCCCACAGCUUGAAAAACAUCCCAUGGUUGGCUCUGGGUUGUCUGCCAACAGGAUGACACGUGUGUGUUUUCACAUUCUAAGUUUCACAUUAAAUUAAUAAACACACUUCGAUUUGCCUCACAAGUCACAUUGAUGAAACUCACAACUGGGUUUUA
Toxotes jaculatrix (banded archerfish) is the source of this 1981-nucleotide messenger RNA. RefSeq names its product autophagy related 101 (gene atg101). Bases 477 to 1133 code for a protein of 218 amino acids. The record is from RefSeq and is a predicted model, not a curated record. Gene Ontology annotation, biological process: autophagy; autophagosome assembly. The transcript has 2 exons. Gene Ontology annotation, cellular component: phagophore assembly site. NCBI's taxonomy places the organism in Eukaryota, Metazoa, Chordata, Actinopteri, Toxotidae.